ACAAGCGGAGGGGAGCAAAAUGGCGGACGAGGAUAUAACGCUUGAUGGAAAACCUCUACAAUCGCUCCGGGUUGCGGAUUUAAAAGCUGCUUUGGAGCAAAGAAACCUCCCCAAGAGCGGACAGAAAAAUGCACUCGUUAAGCGACUUAAAGGGGCUCUGAUGCUUGAAAAUCUUCAGAAGUCGUCCUCCUCUCACAGUGGGCUGCAGCCCAACUCGCAGAUCGGUGAGGAGAUGAGCCAGAACAGCUUCAUAAAACAGUACCUGGCUAAACAGCAGGAGCUCCUUCACCAGAGACUGGAGAGAGAGGCCCAGCAGGAGGAUGCAGCAGACGAAAGCUCAGCCGUGCAGGAGGAGGAUGAAGACCAUUCGGAGGACAAUGACAGCUCCUCCUAUGCCAGUAACAAGAAGAAUCGCUCCAUUCCCCCCAAGCCCUUAAUGACCCGGGCAGAGGAGAGAGGGGGAGGAGAUGCAGGGAUGGUUCUCGGGAUGAUGGCGUGCAGCCCUGACAUGGGCCCCGGUCCUACCCUCCACCCCCAGGAGUUCCUUGAGGCUCCAGGAGCUAGGAUGCAGCGAGCCACCUUUCAUCAGGGACACAAGGAGCCACCGGCCCCCUCUCCUCCCCGCGCCGUAGCCUCCCUGUCAGUGCGCGUACUGGGCCAGCCCGACCGCCAGGGGCUGCCCCCCGCCGUGCCGCGAGCCCAGGAGAAGGAGGGCACCGCACCGAGCGAACCAGGAUCCGCUCACCCCGUCCUCCACCUCAGCCGAUCCGCCGGAGUGUCAGGAGGAAGUCAGGCUCGCGAGGACAGCGAUGAUGACGACAGUGAUGACGAGAGCGAGGAUGACGAGGAUUGGGGUCCUGGUCCCGGCGGCGCUCUGAGGGGAAACAGAGCCCCCCCCCAGCCGCAGCAGAUGCCUCCCAGCUUCCCGUCAACAGUUGCCAGAUCCAAACGCAAGCUCCAGCCUCCCCAGCACAUCCCACCACCACAGGUACUCCACACACCAAUGCAACUGCGCCACCCCACCCCACCUCCCUCUCCCCCCCCUGACCUGUUUCCCCUACCUGACACUCCCAAACAGAGCCCACCAGACACAGAGGACCAGGAAGGAGAUAGGCCCGAGGCUUCACGUGGUCCCAGGGGGCCGCCUUUCCCACCUUCCACCAUGCAGAGGCAAGACUCUGACUCAAGCUCUCGUUCCAGCAGUCCGGAGCCUUCUAUGAAACGAAGGCCCGGGCCCCUCUCUCUGCUCGCACACAGGAUGGACUCUGAGGGGGCUUUCCGUGCAGCAGAGGCCACCUCCGCUGUUGAUUUGUCAGGAGAGGGGGCACACUCCACUGCCGGGUUUGCCAGUUUUGGUGAUUCUCCGCUGAAAAGACUGGAGAGAAAGAGGCUCCAGGAGAACAGAGACAUGGAGGAAGAAAGGCGACUGAAGGAGGAGAAAGAUAGAGAACAACAGCAGGCGCUGGAGAGAGAAAGAAUGAAGAUACAAGAGCAGGAGAGAGAGAGGAAACGCCUGGAAGAAGAGAGGAAACACCUGGAAGAGGAGAAGAAGCGUGAAAACGAGAGAAAAUGCCAGGAAGAGGAAAAGGAAAAAGAGAGGAAACGCCAGGAAGAGGAAAAGGAAAAAGAGAGGAAACGCCAGGAAGAGGAAAAGGAGAAAGAAAGGAAACGCCAGGAAGAGGAGAAGAUAAGAGAGGACAAACAGGAGAAGGAGAAGAAACAGGAGACCGUCUACAAAGGCAGGGUGGCUGUGACUGAGGCCCAAGACUCAGGUUCCUCAUCAGACUCCGACUCCUCUUCACAUUCAUCACAAUCCUCCUCCUCCUCCGGGGUCAAAACCGGCCCUGCCAGACAGCUGAAGAAACCAAACCAAGGACAAAAAGCAGAGGAGGAGAAAAAGGCUAAUCUGAGUAAAGAGGCAGAGAAACAACACUUUUCAACAAGGGAGGUGCCGGAGCCCAGCGCGGCCGCUGUGACGGAGGGGAAGCCGGACCCUGAGAGCUCCAUGGCCCAGCAGCCGCCCUCCGGGGCCGAGGCAGAGAACAGCGAAGGCCGCAUGGAGGAGGGCACCAAUCAGAAGGCUUUCGCUGCCCGUAAGAUUUCCCUGACCAGCAGUAAGACGUCUCCAGCCGCCACAGAUGGAGGAGCGGUGGAUUGUGAGUCGGGGACGGCGGCGGGGAGGAAGAGGCGUUGGGGCUCCAGCACGGCCGUCACCACUAAGAAACCAUCCAUCAGCAUCACCACCGACUCUCUGAAGUCGUUGAUCCCGGACAUCAAAGUGAAGGACGAGGCGGUGGUGGAGCUGCACCCAGAGGAGCUGCAGAUGUCCGGGGAUGAGGAGAGCCCAGACCCCAGCAUGGAGGACCAGGACAAGGGCCUUAAGAUCCGACGCACCGUCACACAGGUCGUCCCAGGAGACGCCCAGGAAAACGGACAGACAAACGAAGAGGAAGAGGAGGUGGAGAAAACGGAGAAGGAAAAACAGCGCAGGACUUCCAGAGACAAAAGGAAGAACAGCGUUUCAGAGGAAGCCUCGGAAACACAGAUGUCUGUCAAGCUUGAAGGAGAGGAGAAGAAAGUGACCCCGAGCGACAGUCUGGUGCGUCGCUCCAUCAGUCAACAGAAGUGCGGUGUAUCCAUCACCAUCGACGACCCCGUCCGCGCAACCAGGCAACCCUCCCCGCCACACGGCAAAGUCUCAAAAAUCAUCCAUGUGACCAACCUGGUGCGACCCUUCACCCUGGGCCAACUCAAAGAGCUGCUGAACAGGACGGGCAGCGUGCUGGAAGACGGCUUCUGGAUCGACAAGAUCAAGUCUCACUGCUUUGUCACAUACGGUUCCACAGAGGAGGCGCUCGCCACCAGAGCGGCCCUCCAUGGGGUCAAAUGGCCUUCGAGCAAUCCCAAGGUCCUCAACGUUGACUUCAGUGAGCAGGAUGAGCUGGACAUUCACAAAGGCAUCCUGAAGCCGGAGAGGGAGAAGGCCCACGCCGCCCCACAGAGUGUUCCUCAGAGCCGGCUGCCCCCCCUGAUGCCUGAGCGAGACCACGAGCACGAACAAAACUCAGAAUGGGACCGAGGCAUGGGGGGAGUACGGGAUCUGUGGGUGGAGCGGCAGAGGGAGAUGGAGCGCCGGGAAAGAGCCCGCGGCGAGCGGGAAUGGGACCGGGAUAAGGUCCGGGAGUUCGCCAGGCCGGGAGACGACAGACCACGCUCUCGAUCCAGAGAGAGGAGAAGGAGGGAGAGGGCCAAGAGCAAGGAGAGGAAGACAGAGAAGAAGGGAGACGAGCCUCCUGCAAAACUGCUGGACGACUUGUUCCUGAAGACCAAAGCAGCUCCUUGUAUAUACUGGCUUCCCCUCUCCGAUGAGCAGGCGGCACACAGGCUUCUGGAGCGCACAGAGCGGCAGAAGGAGCGCGAACAACGGCGCAAGGAGCGGCAAGAGGAGAUGGAGAAGAAGGCGGAGGAAGAAAGGGAGAGGCUGAAGGAGAGGCUGAAGGCUCGGGAGAAAGAAGGCAGCGGCGUUGCAGGGGCGAGCGGUGGAGCGGCCGGGCGAGGAGCAGAGCGAGAGAGGGAGCGCGGCCGUGACAGGGAGGCCGACAGGAAGCGGGAUGGCAGCAACCGACCCAGUCGACCCUCUAUAGGCGCUGGAGGUGGACGCCGCUCCCGUAGCAACCCCAGGGAUAGAAGGCGCUGAUCGCAGAGUGGCUGCAGGGACAGAAACGGAGAGAGAGAGGGACGAGGCGUAGCUAGGGACACAGCAGACAGGAAGGGUUUCCGCUCAGAGAUUCAUUUCUCUUUUUUCUCAAGUCCAGGACUCGUGUCUGCCCCUCGCUACCCGCCCCACCGUGCUUUAAUUUGUCCACCUUGACGCCAGUGUUUUCUUCCACACACACACUUCUGCCAUCUCACCCUCCCCCAACACGAGCACCAGCCCUUCGUCCGUGUCAUUUUACAGAGAACUGUUUAGAGCGCGGUUAAUCCAGCCCCUAUUCGAUUCUGUCUUCCAGAGUUACAGUCAGUAAGAGAGCGUUCCUCCUCUCCUGUAAAGCACAGAGGACGGGGCGCUUUUUUUUUGGCUCGCCUCAGCGUUUUGUCCCACUGAGGUCUGGGAGCCCGCCUCUUUAUUUUAGUUCUGUGGGCGCACAGUUCCUUCCUCCUCAGAGCCCUGUAAUAAAACAAGUCCAAAAUAGAUCCCCGACCUCCAGAUAUUUUCUAGGAUCCGUUCUACUCUUGAGAUAUCCCUUCUUUUCUAUUUGAAGUAUACGACUAGGAUUUGUUUUCUUAAUGUUUAGGCAUCAUGUACAUUUUUGCAGCCUUGGGCGGGUUGCGUUACCGCAGGUGAUGUUUGUGCGAGUAAUAACCUUCAUCUCCCACGAAGAUGCGACUGAAGUCUCAACACUGUAACCUAGAAACGCGUGCGAUAGGAAGAGCUGUUAUUUGUUGUGGUGUUUCCAGAGGACGUGCCCCAGUUUGUCUUUAGUGAAUGUUUUUUGCAGCUGAGAAGAGGAGAGUAAGAAAUAGUAAAGUGGUUUAUUCUGUAAUAAUUACAGGAGGCUGAUUCCCUGCACUGACGUUAGAAAAUCCCUCCUCAGACCCUUCAAUCAUAAAUAUAUUUAAAGAGGAGGUACACAUAGAAAGUUUCCCUUCCAAUAGAGUAAUGGUUACAGUUUUAAUAUUUUUAAUUUUCUGUUUUAUUUCUGAGUGGUAAGAUUUUGUUGCUUUUUUCCCCUCGAAGGUACUGAAUGUACUGAGAAUUUAAAAAACAUAAUAAAUUUAAAUUGGUUUUCA
Eleginops maclovinus (Patagonian blennie) is the source of this 4791-nucleotide messenger RNA. RefSeq names its product apoptotic chromatin condensation inducer 1b (gene acin1b). Gene Ontology annotation, biological process: RNA splicing. The record is from RefSeq and is a predicted model, not a curated record. Bases 20 to 3697 code for a protein of 1225 amino acids. The transcript is spliced from 17 exons. Gene Ontology annotation, cellular component: ASAP complex; precatalytic spliceosome. NCBI's taxonomy places the organism in Eukaryota, Metazoa, Chordata, Actinopteri, Perciformes, Eleginopidae. Gene Ontology annotation, molecular function: RNA binding.